Messenger RNA from Penicillium cosmopolitanum, 789 nucleotides. RefSeq lists its product as uncharacterized. Lineage: Eukaryota; Fungi; Ascomycota; Eurotiomycetes; Eurotiales; Aspergillaceae. The coding region runs from base 1 to 789 and encodes 262 amino acids. The record is from RefSeq and is a predicted model, not a curated record. The transcript has a single exon.
AUGUCCAAUUUACCUCAAAAUGAGUCCGAUGACUCUGAUUUAGAGGGACUACCUCCAUCCGUGAGACAUUAUGUCUAUGAAGGACCAGAUCAAUUUUCUCGAAUCUUUAGACUUGAAAAUGAUCGUUGCCUACGUUCAAUGCCCAACGCGUUUGGAACUCGCAUCAACCCCGAUACGGCAACUGGGAGCCUACGUACCAAAGUAGAGGCAGAAACGGAGAUCAACGAGUACUUUGUUCUUUCGAUUGAUCCAGGCACCUUCAAACGGGUUUUCAUCAGUGACAGACUGGAUAUUCCUCACAUUUCAUCAUCCGAAUUCUGCGCACGGACAAGCCGUUUGGUGAUCAAGAUGCCGAACCCGGUACAUAACCAAGUCGGAAUCCGCCUUCAUGAUGCCAUUAAGUUGGCUCUUGUACCUAUGAGGCUUGACAAUAUGGUCUUUGACUGGGGAACUGUGAAUCUUGACGUGGGCAAUGACCGCAACAAACAAGCCGACUUCGGGUGGGGACCCCGGAGACGCCCUCCUAGGACUCCCAAGAGACCAACGGUAGUGCUUGAGGUCGGUCUCUCUGAGAGCCACCAGAGGCUCUUCCAUGACAUGGAGACUUGGCUGAACCCCCACAAGGGGAAUGUCAGGAUGGCACUCUCCAUCAAAGCAGUGAGAAACCGACCCAAGUUCACGAUCGAGAAAUGGGUCUGGGACGCGACGAACCGCAUACCCAGCAAAGUUCAGGGUAUCGUCCUGGAGAGAAACGAGACUGGUCAAAUAACCAGUCGCGGGGGGAACUGA